Messenger RNA from Arabidopsis arenosa, 2105 nucleotides. Lineage: Eukaryota; Viridiplantae; Streptophyta; Magnoliopsida; Brassicales; Brassicaceae. The record is from the annotation of a GenBank genome assembly.
CAAAUAAAAGUUUAACGAAAUCUCUCUCUCUCUCUCUCUCUCUCUCUCUCUCUCUCUCUCUCUCUCGCGCGACGAAGGUUUAACAAUGGCGGAAUCAAAUCAGAUCUCUCGGAAGAGAAUGCGAUUCUCGUCUCCAUCAGCUACAGAGAUCCUCACUCUAAGAAAAUCACAGAAUCAACGAAUCGCAACCGCCGCUCGCGUCCAUCAAUCACCAUCACUCUAUGGAAAAAACGAUUCGAAAACCAUACGUACGUAUCCACGAGUCACCAUCAAGGAUAUUCGUCUCCGACGCAUCUUCUCUCCAACUCCGAUCUCCACCGACUGCGAAUGUAACGGCAAAGGUGAAAAUCAAACCAAGAGACAAUAUCAUGAGUGUCCUUGCGAUUGUGGCAAUUCUAACGGUAAUGUAGAAGGAGAUGAUUUUCCGCAAACGACGCCACCGGAUUCCGAAUUGUUAACUAGUGUACCUAUCCGUGAAGAUAUCAAUGGAUCAGCAGUGAAGAAACGUGAUACUAAUUUAUGUAGCAAAUCUGUUCUUCAUCCAUGUUCUCGAGCUAAGAUAUUCAAGAACCCUGGUUCUUUCAGCUAUAAGAGACUGCUUCCAUACUUAAAGCAAGCUGCAGAUGAUGGAACAUCAUCAAGCCGGUGCUUAAAGCCUUUAGGCCAGAAUUCUCUAAGUUUGUCUUGUAACAAAGAAACUGGGGAAACUGUUGAAGAUCUAAGGGAGGAAGUAAGUGAAUUGAUGACAGCCAAGUGUCAGCUUCCUGAAACCACCAAACCCGUUUCGCAGUCUGUGGACAGGGUUUUCGAUAAAGAUUCAGCCGGAAGCUUAAGUGGAAACACCAGCCCUUUGAAGAGGGUUAACGCAUCCGUCCCCAACAAGAGAGCUGCAUGCUCUAAGCGCAAGCUAUUUAAGACACCAGGUUCUGUUAAUUACAGAAGAAUGCUUCCUUAUCUCAAAGAUAUUCAAGAGGAUAAUCCUUGCGUGCCUCAAACAAUUGAUCAUCAAAAGAACACAGAAGAGGUUACUCCAUCAUCGAUGUUAAUCUCUGAGAGUGAAGGGACACAGGAAGUGGCGACAUCAAAUGUUACUAGAGAAUCAGAUACAUACUCUAAUGAAAAAGAUCCCCUUUCUUGUGAACGUCUAUCUGUAUACCCAGAACAGUCUGAUCCUGACAAGGAACAAGAAGCACAAAUUAAGCAUGUCAUCUCAAAUACUGAAAAUAAUUUGGGAACUGAGAUCCCAUUAUCUUCUCCUCUUUUUGGUUCAAGAAGUUCAAGUGAAGUUGCUUCAUCUGCAUUGCACAACACAUUUGUGGACAAUUUGGUGGGCGAAGAAAACAUGAACGGUGCAGAGAUAACAGAAGCAAAAACCAGUGUAGAGCUAGAUGCAAAUACUUCAGAUGCAACAGCUGAACUGAUUGACCCUUCUGUUAUAUUGGCAACUCCUCCCUCCAUUUCUCCCUCGAAAGGAAUUCUGAAAAGAAGUAUGAGAGGAUGUAGAGGGAUAUGCUCUUGUUUGAACUGCUCCUCCUUCCGUCUAAACGCAGAAAGAGCAUUUGAAUUCUCAAGAAAUCAGUUACAAGAUACUGAAGUAAUGGUUCUGGAUCUAGUUGGAGAAAUAUCUCAUCUCAGGGAUAUGUUGGAGAAAUAUAAUUCAGCAGAUCACAGUGAAUCCUACAAAAGUCAGGCUGGAGAAGCUGCAAAGAGAGCUUGUGAGGCUGCAGAGCUUGCAAAAAGCCGUCUCCAUCAGAUGAGCGAUGAUUAUCAAGUUCAUUGCAGAAUCCCCAACGAACAACGAGCAAGAGUGAAAUUUGCUCAUUACGUACACGAGAAGACGAUGAACCUACCAAAUUGAUCACUAGAUCACCCUGAAGCAACUAGGAUGGAUACUUUUUGAUGUCAUUAUCUGUCUCCAGAUUAUCCAGUUUCAUGCUUUUUUAAUUUUGAAAAGUGAAAAGGUAUUACUAGCUGUCUUUUUCUUUUGUCACCACCAUCUUAAGCAGAGUAGCAGCAUAUAGAUCAAAUUGCCUUUAUACAUAUAGUCCAUGUGACCAUAUUUAUUACACUUUUUUUCCUCUUUUCAAGAAAACAUCUUGUUCUAU